Messenger RNA from Bufo gargarizans (Asiatic toad), 3474 nucleotides. It is a transcript of the gene LFNG, whose product is annotated as LFNG O-fucosylpeptide 3-beta-N-acetylglucosaminyltransferase. The coding region runs from base 81 to 1226 and encodes 381 amino acids. The record is from RefSeq and is a predicted model, not a curated record. The transcript is spliced from 8 exons. Gene Ontology annotation, molecular function: O-fucosylpeptide 3-beta-N-acetylglucosaminyltransferase activity. Gene Ontology annotation, biological process: pattern specification process; regulation of Notch signaling pathway. Gene Ontology annotation, cellular component: Golgi membrane. NCBI's taxonomy places the organism in Eukaryota, Metazoa, Chordata, Amphibia, Anura, Bufonidae.
AGAGCUUGAGGAGGGAGGUGUGUGCUGCACACGGCGGAUCUAUAGUACGGGCUGCAGUCACCUAUACGGGACCAUACAGAAUGCUGAAGAGCUGCGGGAAGAAGUUCUUGCUGUCCCUGGUCGGGGCUACUGUCACCUGCCUGCUGGUGCUCAUGGUGGACCAGCAGACCAGGCAGGUGGUGGUGAUGGAGGUGCCAGCAGAAGUGAAGGAGGCUUCUCCGCAGAACCAUCUGGUGGUGGAAGCAGAGCCUGCUCCUGCCAAGGCUGUGGAGGGGCAAGAAGUCUCUGCAGCUUCUGCCAAGGGGGCACAGACCUUCUCGGCUUACAUCAACAAGCUGACCCGGGUGAGGAGAGACGUGGAGCAGGUGGCCACUCCAUCCACAGAAGGCACCGGCAAGCCCCCAGUGGAGGACAUCACCGCCAAUGAUGUGUUCAUAGCAGUGAAGACCACCAAGAAGUUCCACCGCCCCAGGAUGGACCUUCUCAUGGACACUUGGAUUUCCAGGAACAAGGAGCAGACUUACAUUUUCACGGACGGGGAAGACGAAGAGCUGCAGCGAAAGACAGGAAACGUCAUCAGCACAAACUGCUCGGCAGCUCACAGUCGUCAAGCCUUGUCCUGCAAGAUGGCCGUGGAGUAUGACAAGUUCAUAGAGUCCAACAAAAAGUGGUUCUGCCACGUGGACGAUGACAACUACGUUAAUGUAAAGACCUUGAUAAAAUUGCUGUCUCGCUACUCUCAUACCAAUGAUGUCUAUAUUGGAAAGCCAAGUUUAGAUCGACCCAUCCAAGCAACCGAGCGAAUCAGUGAAAGCAAGAUGCGUCCAGUUAACUUCUGGUUUGCCACUGGUGGAGCUGGCUUUUGCAUCAGCCGUGGGCUGGCAUUGAAAAUGAGUCCAUGGGCAAGUGGUGGACACUUUAUGAACACGGCAGAGAAGAUCAGGCUUCCUGAUGACUGCACCAUUGGCUACAUCAUCGAGUCUGUGCUGGGGGUGAAAUUAAUUAGAAGCAACCUUUUUCAUUCUCAUUUGGAGAACCUGCACCAAGUUCCUCAAAGUGAAAUCCACAAUCAGGUGACAUUAAGUUAUGGAAUGUUUGAAAACAAGAGAAACUCUAUCCUGAUGAAGGGGGCUUUUUCGGUUGAGGAGGAUCCUUCAAGAUUCAGAUCCAUUCAUUGUCUGUUGUAUCCAGACACUCAUUGGUGCCCCAAGACUAUUGCCUAUUAGAAGACUACAAAUCUUCUUCAACCUCGUCCCAAGUUUCCCUGGUAUCCAAAGGGCUAUGUGGGACCUGUACGUGUUACCCUUGCUGUGAACGUCGCCGAUCUCCGGUGCUGUGCUUGGAACGCACAGUUUUGAUUUCAUAGGCUGCUGUGCGGCCGAUUACUGUCUCUGCUUGAGCAGCAAGAGACUGCUUAUCUACACAGCGCACCUCCUCGUGUGGCUGAGAGGUGUGCGGACUUCUGGAACAGAGCCUGAAGACUGACAUGCUUGGUGCUUGUAUGUCGUGUGGCUUGGUCAAAGCCUGUAGACUUAUAUAAAAUUGCUUUGCAGUGUCUGCUAUUCUUAUAGAAUGUAUGCUGAAGACCUGCCUGCUGAACAUGUGCUUCCUGUAAGCUACCUAUAGUUUAUAUUUUCUUUAAAUGGCUUUCCCUAUAGUGGACCAAAUCCUAAAGCACCGAUCUUCUUGAGGGGAACCAAUGUCCUUAAUGUUCCCUAGUGACUGAAAUAUGUAAACUUUUUGGUACUUUUUAUACCAGCUUGUAAUAAUUCCAGGAGGGCCUUCUUGGUGUUACUCAUAUUUUUGACUUGCUUGCAGUUUUGGGGAAGUUUCAAGUUCCUCAAGAGAAUGUUUAAACUUUUUUUUUUUUAGGCUCCGGAUUUAUGCCCAAAUGAAGAAACCCGUUCUCUUGUAUAUCUUUUGGACAAAGGAAGUAAUAUUUUAAUUUCAUUGUACUUGGGCUCUGGUCUUAACAAGUUGGGGAUGUUCCUUAGUGUGUAUGCCUGAGAUGAUCACCACUGGGAACAUGACCUUCAUUAGGACGAAAGCUUUUACCAGGUUCCUGCCGGUGUUCUGUAUCAUAUUUGCAGCAGCUGUGGCAGUGAAUCGGGUAUUUACUUUUUGUUUAAGGCACUUUGAUUUAUUGUGUAUAGGUAUUGGAGCUGGACUCUUGAAGCACCUUAAGCUGCUGCAUUGAAAUGGUCUCACAUUGACUAAGGUCGAUGUGAGACCUUCUGCUCCCAUCCCCCCCCUUUUUUUUUUUUUUUUUUCUCUAGACCAUUUGUCAUGGUCAGGGGAAGCACAUGGGCCUGUAGUAUAUUUCGGUGCUAAAACUCUGCCAGUAAAGAACCAGACUACAAGGUUAACCUGGAAUUAUUUGCCAUUUCAAAUGGGCUCCUUUACUCCAUGAUCCAAAGGUGAAUUAUAGAAAAAUUAUUUCUAAAGAUUCCACCUUAAAAUUACCCGUAGAAUUGGGUUUGAUCCAGGAGACCUCAGCCCAUUUUUCUUGGCACGAUAGGACUCCAUCCUAUAGGAGGUAGAAUGUCUCUCCUUUUUUGCCUUGUUAACCCUUCUCCACCCAACAUGCCCAUUAGAACCCUAUGCAAAACAUGUUAUCUGGAAAUUCACUUUCAGCAUUUCAUAGAGCACACGGACCCCCUUCAAGGAUCAGUCCACCCUGCUGCAUUUAAAGGAGUCCUCCGGGUGUUUAAUAUUGAUAACCUAGGCUGGUGAUAUCGCUUUUACCGGUCACAGGGCUUAGGUCCAGCUCAGUCCCAUUCAAGUGAAUGGGGCUGAGCUGCAAUACAGAGCACGGCCGCUAUCCUGUGGACAGCGCUGUGCUUUGGUAAGCUGGGAGGAGGCCGCGGCUUUCACCAGAGAACCGCAGCCUCUUGAAACAGCUGAUCGCCUGGGGUGCCAGGAUUUGGGUCCCUGCAGAUCUCAUGUUGAUGACCUAUCCUGAGGAUAGGAGAUCAAUAUUAAACACCCAGAAACCUCCUGCAGCAGUUUAUGGUCAAACUGCACAGUUGUGCUCUGCAGAUUUGCUCCACCGCUUAAGUUUCCAGCACCCAGUGAGGCUUCUUUAGUGGCAGAGUUUUACAGCAGCUUCAAGUAUUUUUUAUUUUUUUUGGGUGUGGGGUAGAGAGUUAAUAUUAUUGCCCAUACUGGGCAUUGCUUGUAUAUAAUGUAAAGAUGCAGUAUUUUUACUGUGGAUCUCAUAAAAUCUUUUUAUUUUUAAUGUAUCUGAAUUUAUAUUUUUUUUUCUGUGGAUCAGAAAAUGUUCUGUUUUACCAAAAUGAAAUCUGUUCUAUCUUUAAAAUGCGCUUCCAUUAUUAAUUUAAUUUCCCCAGUAUCUGGGGGUUUAUUCUAGGACUUUUUUAAUAUAAAGAGAAUUAACAAUUGUUCUCAGGGGAAUUAUACCUGGUGUCAGGGUGAUUCUGGGUGCUUUUAAAUAAAGCAGUUUCUUGCUUAAAA